UGGGGCAGCUCUCCCCGACGGGGGAGGCCUGGCCCCCGGCCCCCGCUGGCGCCACCCCUGCCAUUCCCCUACAGUAACAUAUCUGUCACAACUUAAGAUUCCCAUGCCUUUUAAUCAGUCAAACUCAUUUCCUCGCCUUCACGUGAAGCACUGCUCAGUUAUAAUUAUAAUUACUAUUUAUUAACUUAAUGUAUACAGAUUCAGAUCACUGUGUUUACUGCAGAAUAGAAGAGCUUUUUCGAUUUAUUCAUGUUUACCUUUCUCCAGAACAAGAUGUGAAAAGACUCGAUUCCAUUCUUUAGUAUAUAUUUUCUUGCUGCUAGGGCACGGUGUCCUACAAAAAGCUGUUGAAAAUAUAUUUCUAAAGCAGUUGAAUUAUGCAAAUACACGUUUAUUGUUACUUGAAGCCUUUUUUCACCUAAUUGUUUGCAUAUCGGUGACAUAGUGACAUACUUUAUGAAAACUGUUCAGAUCUUGGCCUACUGCACUUGGUUUUUUUUUAUCGCCCGGUCGUCAGUCAGAUGAAUUGUGUUUAUACCUAUUAUUAUUCAUAUGUAUGUUUUUCUUUCUUAUGACCAUUACGAAAUAAAUGUUACUGAAUUUGAUUUGAUUUGAUAUUAGCCCAAUUCAAGUCAGCCAAAAGUAAUUUUAACUUUAGGCAAGAAAUUAAUCAAAUACGGAAAAAGUCUUAUGACGUUAUCAGUCACGUGAUAUUUGCACCGCAAUAUUUGUUUUAUAGUGGGCGUGUCGCUAACACGAAUUUCAACAGAGUAGCGGGUCCAUAAGUUCCAUAAGGAAGUUUAUGUUAUCACGUCUAAUACUAAUCAUUCAUUGUCAUAUUUGUACAAAUAGUCAACUUGCUGUACUCAAUUGAGCAGAUCAGACGUGAUCGUACUCUCUCGGAUAUCUACGUGUGUCUUCAUAAGUAGACUUCACGUUUAUUUUAUAUGAAUAUGUAUCCAGUUGUAUUAUUAUUAAGCAUAUUAUCUUGUUUUGUUGGAUCAUGGAGUGAGUCUGUUGAGAAUUCAGUGUCGGUGUUAAUUCUUGGGGCAGGAGCGGCCGGCUUGCAGGCAGCGCAAACUCUAAUUGAUAAUGGUGUUGAUGAUUUUUUGAUUCUUGAGGGUGCAGACUACAUAGGGGGCCGUGUGCAUGAUGUGGAAUUUGCUGGUGUUCGUGUAGAGCAAGGUGCCAACUGGGCCCAGCCCGGUGGUGGGGAACUAGAGGAUUUAGUGAGGGACCUGGGAAUGGAAACUCACCUUACCAACUGGUUUUCCUACGUUGCUUACAACAGUACUGGUCACAAUAUAACUGAUGAAGCGAUUGAAAUGUUUGAUGUGAUGGACGAGAAGCUUCGAAAAGCAUUUGCUAUCGCUGAAGAACUUUGGGAAAUUGGUGACACAGAUAUGUCGAUUCGAUCGGCGCUGAGGACUGUCGGUUGGUUGCCAAAAACACCACUUGAACACGCAAUCGAAUGGUCGUACAUUGACUAUGAAAUAGCAGAUAUACCUGAGGUUUCAUCUUUAAAAUACCAUUCAACUGAAAUUGGUGAAUUCAUUAAACGGGUUGGAGACGAGGAAAAACUCCUACUAGUUAAAGAUCCACGUGGAUUUAAGUACAUCUUUAACGCCACCAUGCAGUUUUUAUCCGAUGAAUAUCAACGCAACAAGAUUCUUCUUAACAAACGAAUAACAACUAUUGAUCAAUCAUCAGGCGAUUAUGUUCUUGUAACUUGCGAUGACGGGACACAGUAUCAGGCAAACCGUGCCAUAGUCACAUUCAGUUUAGGUGUCCUACAAAACCAGUUGGUCACCUUCAAGCCCCAGUUACCGGGUUGGAAACUCCGAACGCUUAACCGCCUCGAAAUGGCAUCCUAUAGCAAGAUUUAUGUACAAUUUCCUGUGAAUUUUUGGGGUGAACGAGAGAUUAUCAUGAGAACUAGUGAUCAACGUGGGAAAUAUCCGUUUUACAUGAACUUAGAAGCAGAAGGCCUGUAUCCAGUUGGAACAAACGCAUUACUUGUUGAGGCAACAGGUGACGAGUCUAGAAGGAUUGAAGCUCAAUCAGACGAAGUGACGAAAGCUGAAAUCGAGGCUGUUCUACGUGGUAUUUUCGGCUAUGAGAACGUUCCAAACGCGACGGAUAUUUUCAUUUCAGGAUGGACGCGGAACCCGUUGACGAUGGGAGCGUAUUCUGCUUGGACACCAACGUUGGAAGAGGAGUGUUCCAUCAAGAUGCAGUCACGCGUUGAUAGACUUUUCUUUGGUGGUGAACAUACGACCGACCUAAGUGGUUUUGUUAUAGGAGCACUUAAAAGUGGCGAAAGAGAAGCAAAGAAGGUGGUUGAAUGCCAAGCGGGGAAUGACUGCCCACAAUGGCAAGCAGAUCAAUCAUGCUAUUGCAGCAGUAACGCAGUUGUUGCAAACGUGGCAAAAGUUUUUGUAACGAGUAUUGGCAUACUAAUGAUAUUUUGUAUUAAAAUUAUCUCGUCUACCGAUUAAAAUCUCAAGUAUACGGAAAUUCGAUUGUGGGUUCUCGAAAUGGCGGCAUUGCUCAUGUCUUAAGUCUUCAGAAUACAUUAGAUUGCGGUACGACGAUAACAAAACAUUGUGCGUAGGCCUACGUAUCGUACAUACGUACAAUUCUAAUAGUUACCUUUGUAGCAGACGAUUUGUUAGAAAGCCCUAAUGAUGGCGUCUGUAGAGGGGAAUGAAAACAAUAACACACUAUACUAUACGGUAUAUUAAACAACCCCUAUUAAACGUUAGAUUAUUAAUUAUUUUUUUCCAUAAUGCCUAUCCAUUAAUCUAUUAUUAAACAAUACAUUAUAUAGAUUGUACAAUAUUAUUGUUUUCUAUAUUAUUAAAAGUAAAUAUUUGGAUAUUUACAUAGGCCUAUUUCUUAAUAAAGUUAUCAAAUAAAUGUGUAGGUUUACUUAAAAUUGUGCACACAUUUAUUUCUAAAGCUUAACAAAUAGAAUAAAAAAUAUUUAAUUACUAUUAUUAUGGCUAUAACCUUCGCAGUUUUUUUUUUCAUAUAAGAUUCCUUGGAUAAGUUUUUCUUAGAUUUUCUGUUUAUACACCCACGGUUAAUAAUUGAAUAAUAUUUCAGUGUAUGCAAGGCAAACUUGCUCCAUCAUAUUUAUUAUUAGACAUUAAUCAUAAUCAAUAUCAUCGUUCACAUAAAAUUACAAACUUAGUUUUAAAAUUUUACUCAAAAUGAACUUUUCCACCCGCGGAAAAUGCCUGUAAUGCCAGUGAAUUCCCUUAGAUUCUGUGUAAAUAACAUAGGCCUAAUUACCAGUUUUUAUGGGAUUUCUAUUUUAGAGCAUGGAGGAAAUAUGUUAGAGCUUAUAUUCUUCAUGUUUUUUUUUUUAUUGAUAAAGAUGAGACGGAAAAUAACGUAUAUGCUUUUUAAAUUUCAUAGAUUCAGGAAAUAGAAAACACUUGGAUCUAUGACUCCAGAUAAGGAUUCGACUCUGUAUGCAUAAUGUUGUCGGAGUCGCAUAUGUCUACUGAUAGACCAAAUCCAUUAGGUCUAUAUAAAAUUACUUAAAAUCGAAUCACGCACAAGUGUGAUCACAAAGGCUUAUCUGAAGGAAGAUCAACACAGCUGUUGGAGUCUAGUUAUUCACCUUUUUGUUCAGGAAUACUGAACAAUUAUUAUCUGAUUCAUUAUCUUUUGACUCUUAAACCGUAAUAAUGAGAGAUGUGAUACGUGUUGCAUUGAUAUUAUAACACCCCGCGCGGACGUGCCAUCUCAGUUCCUAUGUUGGUGAGAGGGUAUGCCGUCUUACAGUGUGGCUGAUCAUCAUCUAGGCCACACAUUAGUGUCUCCAGCGGUGGUUCCAAAAAUUCCGACAUUUCCGACGGGGUGUGGGGAAGGAGGUCUGAACCAAGGGGCUGAUUAGAGCUUUGGUCAGAAAAAAUCCCUGGGUUCACGGAGACAGUUUUUAUGGCUUACAGCACAAAUUGUGUUUUUUAGACCAUAAUUGUAUUAGGGAUUGGUAAUUCAAAUUCAUAAUUAACCUUUUUUCCUCUUUUGUGAGUUACCACACAUUUAUUUCCUUGUUUCUUUUCCAAACAAAAAAUUGUUGAUAACAAUGUCAAAAUAUUGAGCUAAUAAAUAUUAUAAUCAUAUAUAAGAUCUAAUAAUAUAAUGUAUAGGGCCUAAAUUAUUUGUACAAUAUUUUCAUCACAAUAGUUAAUAGAAUAAUUAUGGGUUUAAUUUUUUUGCAGCAUUGACAAAUUGUAGGGAUCAAAUUGCUCACUGAGCUUUUUAUAUGAAAAUAGUUAACUUUAUUGCAAUCGUAUAAAAGAUUGGAUAAUACGAAAUAUUCGAAUAGAAAUGAUAUAAAAAAAAAACGCAGAAAAUGAAAUGGUUAAAAUUUAGAAUAAUAGCGUUAGUUGGAUAGGCAAGUUAUUAUUUUUGAUCCUUUCAGAUUUUUUUUUUUUUUUUU
Molecule: messenger RNA, 4456 nt
Organism: Anneissia japonica
Lineage: Eukaryota; Metazoa; Echinodermata; Crinoidea; Comatulida; Comatulidae
Product: polyamine oxidase 7-like
Exons: 5
Coding region: 948-2498 (516 amino acids)
Molecular function (GO): oxidoreductase activity
Source: RefSeq, a predicted model, not a curated record